Messenger RNA from Microtus ochrogaster (prairie vole), 5918 nucleotides. RefSeq names its product transmembrane protein 41A (gene Tmem41a). NCBI's taxonomy places the organism in Eukaryota, Metazoa, Chordata, Mammalia, Rodentia, Cricetidae. The record is from RefSeq and is a predicted model, not a curated record.
CCCGCCCAGUCGGCUCUCGGGAAAGGGGUCGGCGCUGCCACGCGGGGAGCGCGCUCUCCGGCCCGGCCGCGGCAUGCGCGCGCUGCUCGGCCUGCUCCUUGUAUUCGUCUGCUGCACCUUCGCUCUGUACCUGCUGUCCACGCAGCUGCCCUUGGGGCCGAGGUUGGCAUCUGCCGAGGAGCCCCAAGGCCGGUCACUGUGGUUCCCCUCAGAUCUAGCGGAGCUGCGGGAGCUCUCCGAGGUCCUUAGAGAGUACCGGAAGGAGCACCAGGCCUAUGUGUUCCUGCUCUUCUGCAGUGCCUACCUCUACAAACAGGGCUUUGCCAUCCCUGGCUCCAGUUUCCUGAAUGUUUUGGCUGGUGCCUUGUUUGGGCCAUGGCUGGGACUUUUGCUGUGCUGUGUGCUGACAUCGGUGGGUGCCACAUGCUGCUACCUGCUUUCCAGCAUUUUUGGCAAACAGCUGGUCAUCUCCUACUUUCCCGAUAAAGUGGCCCUGCUGCAGAGGAAGGUGGAGGAGAACAGAAAUGGCCUGUUCUUUUUCCUGCUGUUCCUCAGACUCUUCCCCAUGACACCAAACUGGUUCUUGAACCUGUCGGCCCCGAUCCUGAACAUCCCCAUCGUGCAGUUUUUCUUCUCAGUGCUUAUCGGUUUGAUUCCAUACAAUUUCAUCUGCGUGCAGACAGGCUCCAUCCUGUCCACCCUCACUUCUCUGGAUGCUCUUUUCUCCUGGGAAACUGUCCUGAAGCUGCUGGCCAUUGCCCUGGUUGCUUUGGUUCCUGGAACCCUCAUCAAGAAAUUCAGCCGAAAGCACCUGGCCCUGAGUGACCCAAGGAGCACUCGUCACCUCGGUGGCAGGAAGGACGCGUGACACAGGUGCCAUGUUUACCACAGCCCUGGACUCUGCUGCUGGUCUGUGUGAUGGGCACGGUCCUCUAUUGUCCUCACUGUGUUUUAAUCACGCUCAGGAAGGUGAUGUGAACGGCGUUCUAGUGCGUGCAGAGGCCUAUCAGAAGGGCGCUCUGCUUGACGGUCCAGUCUCAUUUAGCAGGGUUCUGUGAAAUGGACUGCUUUCUAGAAAAUCUUGUUUUGGUUCUGUCCAAUAAUAGGGACUCAGUCUGUUGGGCUUGCCUCUUGCCAGUCCCUGAGAUGUCUUGGGAGAAGAUGCUGGUGGCCUUUUGGACAGGCUGUGUAACAGGUACACCUGUUAAGUCCCUGUGGAUGUUUGUAUCAGACAGAACUCUAGCCUGUUAGUCUCCUGAAGAGUGUCUUCUCUACCUUUUUGCUGAUGAUCAUCUACCUCUCCAUAGGCCAAGGGACCCAUGGCGAACUGCCUAAGACUUACACACAGCUCGAGUGCAAUGAUUCCUGUAAUAUCCCCGUUCACACACUGAUGUUUCUAUGUCUAAGCUCCUUGUGGUUGUAUGUCUUCAGAGUUAAGCUGAUUCAAACAUGAUUAAAUAUGAAUGGAGCCAGCUUUGCAUGUUCUGAAUGUGUUCUGAGGAAAUGAUCCCUCAUCCCAAGGCCCUGCCAUGCUUCGUCUGAAUCAAAUGGCUGGUUGUGUAUUUUCCUCCUGGGAAUCCCUUCUACUGCCUCCUGUUGGGAGAGUGGCGUCAGUACAGGAGGCUGUCAGCCAGUAAACACACUGUGAUUCUUUGUUUUGUUUUGCCUUUGCAAGAACAGCUGAGGAAUUUGUGCUUUUUAAUACAAACAGGGAAGAGCGGUGUGAGUGCUUGCCUGUCUGGUCAUCACUCACAGCUGUCAUUGUGUCUUCCAGCUGUGGCCCUGGGCUGAUAGCUCUGUGGGCUUGGACCUCAGGGGGACAACUCACGACAAGGACUUGCCAGCACUGCUGCUCUCAAGGCAUCACAGGCUGGGCUGGGGUGUUUGUCUCAGGUCUGGGCUCAGCCAGGAGUCUUGCCAAGGCUUCAGUCGAGGACUGAUGUGCGCACUCGGGUUCCACAGUGAUAGUGGAUUUCCAUGUCAUGGCGUUUUUACGGCUUUCAUUAAAAAAAGAAAUGUGUAAAAGAAGCCUUUCAAUUGAGGGGAUGACAGGAAAGAGGCUACACUUGAAGCCGGUGAUUCCAGAGCAUUUUGGAGUAGAGAGGGAGAGAAGACGGGGUUUUCUCCCCCUUUGCAUGUGUGGCCCCAGCGGGGUUCCGCACAAGUGUGCCUUAUUAGGCUUGAGCUCACAGGGGAAGGGAUUUCCCUAAUCCAUGGACAUAAACAUUCUGCAGUGAAGACAGAACUUAAGAGCUUGUCUCUGCAUGUUGCUGACUCAAAACUGCCUUUACGAAAGGGACCAGAAUUGACUAAAAAAUAUAAUUCAAAAGACUGGUUUAGCUCCCUAUUCCCAGCAGGCCGCUGACCAAAUCAUGCCAGCUUCCCAUUUGCCUCUCUUGGCUUCUUUAAGAGUGAUGUCAUUGGUAACAGGACAGCUGCAGGAAUGGCAGCAGAUGGCUCAGGAAGAACCAGAGUGCCUGUCUAAGCCUUUAUGGGAAAUCUCAGACAAAAUGGAAACCGCAACUUUAGUGCUUGUGCCUGAAAUGUAAGAGUCCUGGCUGCAGAACCCAGCUUGCCCUUUCUCUGAAAACCUGGCAGGGCAGCUUGUAGGAUGCCAAUAGCACCUUCAGGAAAAGACAGGACCAGAACACACCAGGUAGACUUUUUGUUUAAUUUCAUGCAUUGGUUUGUUUUCAUAAUCAUUCUUGUUCCCAUUGCUGUUCGGUACAAAGCCAGAGCCCGUAUCUGAAAAUGACGUGGAGCCGGAGACCUGUGAGCUUCAAGGAGACAAGGGAGUUCAUUUUGAGACUUUAAUACUUGAAAGAAAUUCAUUUGUCCUGAAUCAACAGGAGCUCAAAUUAUUGUAAUAAAUAAUCAUAGAGAGAAAGAGAUGGUGGGGUGGGGGCAGACAUACAUACAUUAAUAAAAAAGACUCAAAAGACUUCCUCAUCCGCUGUGAAGUGGGGUUCUAAAGGUUAAGAGCCCUGGAUGAUGUGGUCAAGAUACCUUUUCCUAAUAGCCUUCACAUGUGGCUGGGUCUCUAGCUUGUAGCCAUGGGAGGACUGUGGUCACUGGCCAGAUACCAGUGACCUCCAGUGCUGUGCAGGAGCCCUGGGGAGCAGGGCUGUGAUUGUGCUGGAAGUUUCCUGACAGUGGCCUUGCCAUCUUCUGAGGAUGUGGCACCUGAAAUUCUGCUGGCACGCCUUUGCCAUGCAUGUGACAUUUACCAAAGCCUCAUCCAGCUCUUUCCCUGUUUCUGAGAGCUAUCCUCUUCAGCUACCUGUCCCUGAGAAAUGUUCUGGGUUCCACUGGGUCCUCCACUCAGCAGCCUCGUUCAGUCCAUUCUUGUUUGAAGGGGCAGCUGCAGUGCCAAGUAAGCCAUGCAGAUAAGCAAACAAACACACCCAAUGGGACAGUCUGGAGGGAGGUAAGCGUAUUGGGACGUUUGUUCUAUGGCACCAGCAAAGAAAAACCUUGCUGCCUGGGAAGGCUGGACCACACUGACAGUUGAAGAGAAGUCUUGACAAAGUUUCACAGUAUUUGGGGAGGAAGCAGGUAACAGACUGCACACUUCAGUUCCCAGACAGGGAAGGGUGUGCUCAUCUGGUACAGCUCAGUGUGGGUAGAGAUGUGAUUGGUGCAGUUCAAAGGGGAAGAAUGAAGGCAGGUGGCCCUUUGUCAUGACAUGCCCCUGUCAGCCUAGGGAACCCAUAAGGAGACUACUGGCGUGGUCCUAGACUUGUCCAUCAGGAACUGAGGGUCUAGAAUCGUCUUUAGGGAACAGUUGUGAGCUCAGAGCUGGGAGCUGGGUUAAUAAACACUUUGCACAUAAAUUCCAACAAGUACUGACGGAUGCUUCAGAUGCUGCUGUGAGUGGCUCUGAGGCUGUAGCAAGGCUCAGCAGGGAGCAAUACAGUGCUCAGUAAAAGGUGCUGCAAUGGGGCUUAGUGUGGAGGUGGUCCAUGGUGGCAUAGGGCGGUGUUUUGGUUUCUGGAGAAAUAAACGUGGUAUAUGUGAAGCAGGGCAGUUGUUUGUGUGCGUGCGUGUAUGUGUGUGUGUGUGUGUGUGUGUGUGUGUGUGUGUGUGUGUGUGUGUUUUGAGCAGGGUCUCAUUAAGUCACUCUGACUAGCUUGAAUGUAGAUCAGGCUGGCCUUGAAAUCAUAAAACUCUACCUGUCUCUGCCUCUCCCAAAGCUAGGAUUAAAGGUAUAUGCCAACAGACCCAGCAAGAAUUUUCUUCUUUUAAGAGAACUUGAGUGGGCAGGCGAUCUCCAGGCCCCACCCUAUUGAGGAGCUCCUGGCAGCUGACAGCUACUGGAGGAAGGAGGAUCAUCCUUUGUCCGCGGAAGUGGUUCUCUUAACUUCCCAUGCCCUACGGUGGGUGUCCCCAUAUACAUACACUCAUGGGCGGCACUACUAGACUUGCAGAGUUACCAAAAUAACAACCUAACCCCCACCCCCAAACAAAACCAUCAAGUUGGGAGGAGGAUGUUUUGAGUGGGCUAUGGAGGGGGAACGGGGUGAAUGUGAUCAUAUUUCAUUGUAUACAUCCAUCACAUUCUCAAGGAAUAAAAAAAAUAGGAACAUUUGAGAUAUAAGGGCAUGAGAAAAAAACAGUAAACCACCGAAUCAUUAGGAACAUGUUCCCACUGAGAAGACGUCAGUGAUACCUUGUGGGGACACUGACAACCCUGAGUUAGUGACAUGAACUCCAAAGUCACUGCCCCCAUCACCUAGAGUAGGUUGGGGACAGCAGAGCACAGUGGGGCCCCGAGUAAGUACCACACAGCACCUACUCAAAAUGACCUUAAUUCCAGGAUGAAUUUGGUGGAUCUAAUGGCUUAAAAUACUCAGUCUUCAAUCAGGCUACUCAAGACACCUUACAACACCACGUCAUUGCCCUGCGCAGGCUCUCCCAGAGUCCUGCAGCUAGCUCUUAGGUGAGGUAUGUUUCAAAAUGGACACAGGCAUCUCCGUUCCUGUGCUAAGCAAUUUUAGGAGGGAUUUUUAUUCAGCGACAUGAUCUAGAAGAGGCUAAAUCCAGUGCUUGACUGCGAUGCAAAACUGAAACUCCCCUUGAUAGUCAGUCCAAACCAGAUGGCCAAAGAAUGAAGGUGCUCAUCCUGCACCCGGUGACGAAGCUUGAGAUGGGCCUGGCAAGGCUUCUCAAAGCACCAACGCGUGGCGGCAGCUAAGGGCACUGAAGAGCUGGCGCUUAUGUUCCCUGAGCUCUCCACUCAGAGUUCUGCUGACUACAAGGUUCUCAAGGAAACACACUCCAGUUUCCUGCUUCAGGGCAGGCUCUGGAGGUAAGGUGGGGGGAAGUCUCUUUUCCCUUUUAACCUUGCUUAGAACAGUAAUUCUAUUCAAAAGGACGGGUUUUACUCCUAUCUUGAUGACACAGCGAAUGACUGGAGUCCACACACCCCCCCUAGCAAGCCUAUGAUAGUUAAGCCAGAUAAAAGUGGCCUUAGCGUGAUGGACAGAGAGGACGGGAAUUCAGAAUGAAGACUGAUGUAGCAGGUGCGUUUCCGGGGAGGACCAACACUGAAAGGUGCCAGACAGAAGUUGGCCUUUGUGUAAACAGCUGGUUCUGCUUUGUGUUGGACGUAAAGAGUCUCUGUUCCAAGGAAUAAGGGACCUGAGGCUGGAGGAUGAGGGAAUAGUGCCUCUGAUGUCAUUCCCCAGCCCUGUGACCCCCAAAUGCCUCCACCCCCUAGAACUCUUGUCUAUUCCAGAAGCAGAUCGUGACUGGCAUUACGUACCUCCCUUUGUUCUAGUCUUUCUGCUCUUCCCAAUUUGUGGGGCUCAGUGGGAAGGCAAUGACUUGCUUUGCCGUACACUCUUGAAACUGCCUCACAAGCCUCCGCAGAAAUGCUUUGUCUUGCUGUAAGAGCAUUAAAUCUCUUUUUGCCUCUA